This is a messenger RNA of Mercenaria mercenaria, 969 nucleotides long. RefSeq lists its product as uncharacterized. Gene Ontology annotation, molecular function: DNA binding. The transcript has a single exon. Gene Ontology annotation, biological process: DNA integration; DNA recombination. The record is from RefSeq and is a predicted model, not a curated record. Bases 1 to 969 code for a protein of 322 amino acids. Lineage: Eukaryota; Metazoa; Mollusca; Bivalvia; Venerida; Veneridae.
AUGUCCUUAUCAAGACCCGGUGGAAAUCCAAGUCCCUCCGCAAAGGAUAAAUCUUUAAAUGAGAUAAAUGCUUUCCUCCUUGAUCAAGCUCUAUCACCCGCAAGUCACCAGACUUAUGAAAAAGCAUAUAGAUUAUUUCAACAAUUCUCUCGUGAAACCCUGAAAUGUGCUACAGCUUUCCCGGCAUCGGUGCCAAACCUACUACUCUUUAUAGCUCAUUGCUACAAAAUCGGAUUUGCACCAACAACUACGUCGACAUACAUUUCUGCCAUAGGUUACUACCAUAAGCUGCAUCAAAUGCCAGAUCUUACUACAUCCUUUUUGAUAAAAAAGACAUUGCAAUGGUUUCAUAACAAUAAGAAACAAAUUGACAAACGUCUACCCAUAACUACGCAUGUUCUGUGUCGACCGUUGGAUUCUCUUAGCUUUAUAAACACUUCAUAUUUCAUUCGUACAAUGUUAAAAGCAAUGUAUUUAGUAGCCUUUCAUGCAUUUCUUCGAGUUGGUGAAAUAGCAGCAACUGGCAAAAUGUCUGAUAACACAUUAUCAGUUACGGAUGUAACAUUCAUUUAUUCUGGUUCUCAGCUGGAGGGAUUUGAACUGCGUAUGUCAAAAUAUAAACAUUGUAAAGGAGACCCAAAAGUACUGUUUGUCAAAGCAAAUCAUUCAGCUGCCUGUCCUGUCGCUGCUUUGAAGGAAUAUUUGCACCUGAGACGAGCAUCUAGCGGUCCCGUUUUUGGAUUCAUGGAUGGAACAGCAGUGUCCAGGACAUUUUUCAGCACUCAACUGAAAUUGUCUCUUAAUUGGGCUGGUUUAGCUCACGCAAGGUACAAAGGACAUAGCUUUAGAAUAGGGGCAGCUUCUUCUGCAGCUCAGCAGAGUUUCUCGGAAGAAACAAUCAAGCUAAUGGGUAGAUGGUCCCCCGAUGCAUUUAAAAAGUACAUAAGGAUCCCAAUGUUAGAGUUAUAG